CUGUCAAUCCUGCAUCUUCAUUUACAGAGCUUUGUCCAUAUUGUCUGCAGUUGAGCAUCUCUCCGUUCAAUCGGACGUCUGAGCACCUCUCAUGAGCUGUCAGAUGCGUGAGGCAGAGCCUUAGCCGAGACUUUGCAUGAACCGGUGUUACAAUGGCCGGACAUGACAAUGCAUCUAUCCUACGUACCGGGGAGCAACAGGCCAACAUCGCUAUCGCGUUCAUUGUUUUAGCCUGGGUUUUCAUUGCACUCCGAGUGUGGACCCGCACUUAUAUGAUUGCUAACUUCGGCUGGGACGAUGCUACCAUGAUACUUGCAGGCUGGGUCAUCGUAGGUCAAGCGACCUAUCUCCAAACAGUCAUGUUUGUUAAGAUAUCUCUUGGUAUAUUCUUCGCCCGCAUUGUCGUAGACCGCUGGCAUCUGCUCACCAUCUAUGUGACCGUUGGGUUGAACAUCGUCUCCUCUACGGCCAGCUUCUUCUACGUGCUCCUGCGAUGCGGCCCAAAUCUCGACAACUAUGUUUAUCGGCAACUGGCAUGGAAAUGCACUCCGCGCCCUCUAGAUCGAUUCUUCGCAUAUCAAUCUGCUAGCGUCACGACUGUCACAGAUUGUGUAUUCGCUGUCCUGCCGAUCUUUAUGCUCUGGAACGCCACCAUGGACAGACGAGCCAAGCUUUCUGUCGGAUUCAUUCUAUCACUGGGAGCAUUAGGAUGUAUAUGUUCAAUGAUUCGAUUCCAAUACGUCGAUGGUUUAACCCAAAUUCAGGACUACUUCUGGAAUGCAGCCAAUAUUGCUAUCUGGUCCACAAUAGAACCAGGCGCCGGCAUCAUCGCCGGAUGUCUCGCAACACUCCGACCUCUCCUCAAAACAUGUAUGACACAGGCUCGCUCAAUGCGUUCAUCCGCAUCCCGAACCUCGAAAAGCCUCUCUCCAUCAUUGCCAUCCAGCAACAAGUCGUCGAGCAGAAAGUAUACUACAAAGAACAGUACCAUCAACACAGUGUCGAGGCAGCACGCGGUCCCGGCAACAGAUACUUUCGAUCACUAUCUAAGAACCAUCGGGAUGUCGUCUGGAGCCAGUGGGAAGGGCGAAAGCACUGACAAUAUCCUUUUGCAGCCAAUUGCUGAGAUCCACGACUCGUUAAUGCAGGGUCCGAAGCAAGAUGCUGAGCCGCCUGCUGGCUAUGAGAGGAAAAUACCUACGAUUAGGGAUAGGCCGGCGAAUCGGGAUGCAAAUUGGCAAUGACCGAUGAUGUUAUGCAGGAGUACAGAUGACAUGGGAAUACACCAUCUCGUGGGUGUUCGCGUC
Aaosphaeria arxii CBS 175.79 is the source of this 1307-nucleotide messenger RNA. RefSeq lists its product as uncharacterized. Bases 153 to 1244 code for a protein of 363 amino acids. The record is from RefSeq and is a predicted model, not a curated record. The transcript is spliced from 4 exons. NCBI's taxonomy places the organism in Eukaryota, Fungi, Ascomycota, Dothideomycetes, Pleosporales.